Esox lucius (northern pike) is the source of this 845-nucleotide messenger RNA. RefSeq names its product BUD31 homolog (gene bud31). Gene Ontology annotation, biological process: mRNA splicing, via spliceosome. The record is from RefSeq and is a predicted model, not a curated record. Gene Ontology annotation, cellular component: spliceosomal complex; nucleus. NCBI's taxonomy places the organism in Eukaryota, Metazoa, Chordata, Actinopteri, Esociformes, Esocidae. The transcript is spliced from 4 exons. The coding region runs from base 175 to 609 and encodes 144 amino acids.
UCGGGGAGAAUGACCGGUGUCUUAUGCGACAAUCGGCCAAAGCCUAAGGACCUCUCCAUGCCGUGACGUAAAUAAGAGAAGACAGGCAGGCCUACAAACGGGCCGAACACAAACAUCAGGUAGAGGAUAGGAUAUAGAUUUAGUUGUCAAUAAUCCGUUUUUGAAGCAAACGCUAUGCCGAAAGUGAAGAGGAGCAGGAAGCCGCCCCCAGAUGGCUGGGAAUUGAUUGAACCUACACUGGACGAAUUGGACCAGAAAAUGCGAGAAGCCGAGACGGAGCCUCACGAGGGCAAGAGGAAGGUUGAGUCUCUGUGGCCGAUUUUCAGACUGCAUCAUCAGAGGAGCCGAUACAUCUUUGACUUGUUCUACAAGAGGAAGGCAAUCAGCAGAGAGCUCUAUGACUACUGCACACGGGAGGGUUAUGCCGAUAAGAACCUGAUCGCCAAGUGGAAGAAGCAAGGAUACGAGAACCUGUGCUGCCUUCGCUGCAUCCAGACACGAGACACCAACUUUGGAACCAACUGCAUCUGUAGAGUCCCCAAGAGCAAGCUGGAGGUGGGGAGGAUAAUAGAGUGCACCCACUGUGGCUGUCGAGGUUGCUCCGGCUGAAUCAGUUGCUCGUGUUUGGAUCGUCUACUGGCCCGGGGUCUUCUGAUCUGGAUCGUUUUGUCUGGCCUGGCUUGUUCUGCGCUGGUUCAAUUAGUCAGGUCUUUUGUAUGGGAGAUCAGGGCUCAUCUACUCCACUUGUGUGCUUCAAGAUCCUGGAGAGUUGUCGCCUCCAUAAAGAGGGAUAGAGGUCUCAUUUUUGUUUGUGUCAUUCUUUUCAGCUUGUGCAUCACCGCUGA